AUAAUUUACGAUUGCACUUUCACAUGGUUUUAAAUACCAUAACAUCUUAGUGUUAUACAUUUGUCCUGGAAAAUGCAGUGCAAAUUAUGUGUUCAAUCAGAUUAUCCUUAUCACUACUACAAAGUACACAGACCAGACGUUUCGGAACCAUAUGUAUCCCCACAUGUAAACAGACAGUCAGUCAUAAUUGAUUCCAAGACAGGGGCUCGUAGAUCACCUUUCACAACUCGGCUUACUCUCAAGUUUUCUGACGUACGCACUAUGAAGAAUUUGUUUGAAAAAGGUUUGGAGACUUCACGCUUUCAACCCUGUUUAGGACGACGUUCUAGUCCAAAUGAAAAAUAUACUUGGUUAACGUAUAUAGAAGUAGAUGAUAAAAUACAGGCAUUUGGAUCAGCUUUAAUGAAAGUUGCUUCUCAUAUUCCAUGGAGUGAUAAUUGUGUUGGUAUUUUUGGUCGGAAUUCACCCGAGUGGUUUAUUGCGCAGCACGCCUGUGCAGCCUAUGGGUUUCCAAUAGUUCCUAUCUAUGCAACUUUAGGUGAUGAAGCCAUGCAACAUAUCCUUAAGCUAACUGAACUACGUGUUGUUGUGUGUGACUCGGGUGAAGAAAUAUGCCGUAUCUUAGAACAAUCCUCGUCCUUCAUCAAUUUAGUAAUUGUAGUAAAUGAUGGUCCUAAAGUCGCAGAAGCCAAGGUUCGAUUUUCAUCAAAUGUGAAAAUCUAUUUAUUUGAUGAAUUUUUAGCAAUUGGAAUUAAAUAUCAUAUUCCAAAAACUGAUCCUAAACCAGAUGAUUUAUAUAUGAUUUGCUUUACCAGUGGAAGCACAGGUUUACCAAAAGGUGUGAUGAUCGAACAACAACAAAUUGUCGAUGCAGUCUUUGGAAUCAUUGAAAAUACUGAAGAGAAGUGCUGUAAUAAAUUUUCAACGCAUCUUUCAUAUUUGCCAUUUGCUCAUAUCAUGGAGCAAGUAAACUCUUCUGUUGUCAUUCUCGAAGGAGCUAAAAUUGGGUUCUUGACAAGUACUGUCGAUGGACUACUUGCUGAUUGUGAAAGUCUAAAGCCAACUAUAUUAACUGCUGUUCCACGUGUUUUAUUCCGUAUUUAUACCAAGUAUUAUGAAGCCAUUGAAGGAUCAGCUCUAAAAACUCGUUUGGUUAAUCAUGUAAUAAAGCAGAAGCUUGGCGAGCAAAAACGGGGGAAAUUUAAUCAUCAAAGUAUUUUGGACACGCUUUGCUUUAAAAAACUUCGCCAAGCUCUUGGUGGACGUAUUUGUGGAAUAAUAACAGGCGGUGCUCCUUUGAUGCCCGAAAUUACACAGUUUUUGCGUGCUGUAUUUAAUGGACUUGUUGUCGAAGGCUUUGGUUGCACAGAGACUAUGGGAGUUGUAACCGUAUCUUUAGUCGGAGAAUUUCGUGUUGGUGCUUUGGGCGCAGUCGCUUAUGGUGUAGAAGUCAAAUUGGCCGACGUAUUAGAUUUAGGUCUUGUUGUCAAAAGAGAUAAUCGAGGAGAGAUAUGUGUGAAAGGUAAGCGAUGCACGAAAGGUUACUACAAAGAUCCUCAAAAUACAGCGCUGCUAAUUGACUCAGACGGUUGGUUACAUACUGGAGAUAUAGGAGAAUGGACCCCAGUAAGGAUAUCAUUUUUUUAAUGCUAGUAGUCAUUUUAACUUCUGUAUGACGUUUUUUCUUAGCAAAUCUAUAAAAAUGAUCACCUCAUGUUAUGAUUUCUCUUACUGCGACCCAUCUACUCUUAGUGCUUAGUAAUCUUGGACAUCAUUUCACUCGACAAGUCUCCGAAUCAGAACUUGGUUGAACAGGAACGUAAUUAUAUUCCAAAUAACAAGGUUGGAUGGAAGUGAGAAUCACAAUCAGACGAAAGAAGGUUCAUUGAUGUUGGUUGAUCGCGUUAAAAGUAUUUUCAAGUUGGCUCAAGGUGAAUAUGUGGCUCCAGAAAAACUGGAGGCACUUUAUCAAAGUUGUAGUCUAAUAAGUCAAAUUUUUAUUGAUGCCAAUCCUAAAUCCAUUUAUCCUGUAGCCAUAAUAGUUCCAAACUUCGAGGAAUUACGUGAAUCACUUAGCAAAACAGAUCACGAAUUGGUUAAGUUAUCCGAUCAUGAUUUAUGUCAACAUGAAUCUGUCCAUCGAAAAUAUCUAAAUGUUUUGGAUCAAAUUGCCAAUGAAAGAUUUCUGAAAGGAUUUGAAAAAUUGAAGAAAAUCCAUCUGACUGAUGAAACUUUCACAAUAGAAAAUGGGUUGCUCACUCCAACACUCAAGAUUUCCCGAUAUAGAGCCAGAAAGCUGUAUUCCGAAGUUAUAGACAGAUUAUGUGACGAAGUUAUGGCUACAGAAAAUCAUAAAUAGGAUGAGAAUUAAAAACUGGUAUACUUGACACGAACGUUAUUAUAUUCAUCAUAUGUUCCUUGUAUAACUUCAUAACUUUUCGAUAUAUGAUUAUUUUCAGAAUACCAAGUUAUAUCAUUAAUUUUUCUUGAAUUCUGGUUUUUAUGAUGGUCUCUGUUCUGCUUGUUUAUUUUUUCUCUAAUGUUCUGUUCGGUAUUCAUAUAACUAAUAAUAAAUUCUAGACAAUAAUGAUGAUGACAUAAACUGACAUUAAAUUUGCUGACUUCUGGAAUUCUUUUGCUCAAAUAAUAUUAUUUCUCUGAUUUUUUCGAAGUAUUUUUAUUUACUUCCUUUCUAUUAUGGACUUGUAUGAAAGAAAAGAUUUUUCGUAUUCCUUACUUUUUAUCUAAUUUCAAUAUUUGCAAACAUUUGUUGUCCAAUGUUAUCCUCCUCCGAAAGUUGUUGUUUAUUAUUUAUAUUUUGUCUGAAGAUAUGAUUGUAGGCUGAGAAAACUCGACAUUUCUCAAUUGCUAAAAUUCCCCUUAGUUAAGUACCAACUUUGGAAACUCAUAUUGUCGUAAACGAAGACGCGUAGUGGGGAGGAACAUCUUAUUAUUAAAUGCAAAAUUACAGAGUUCUUUGGUAAAAUAUGAAAAUCAUACAUUGUAUACUACAUUUGCAUAUCUUUCUUCAUUUGUCUCUUGCAAAUUUCAUCAUUUCUGUUAUUAUUACAAUUGCUCUCUUUUUCAUUCGAGUUUUCUUCUAUUGUCUUUCCCAACUUCUGCUGCCAGGCAUUCCACUUCUGAUUGAUGUUACAUACUACUUAUGUACGUCGAUAUAAGUAGCAUACACCACUAUACAAGUAGUAAUCAUGAAGGGAUUCUUUGGAAAUUAGUCUGUAAGUCAUAUUCUUCAUGGGUUGAUCUCAGUAGGAGUGCCAUUGGAAGCCAGGGAGAACUGGAUAGUUUCUCCUUUCUGUUUUGUGACUCCUCAUCAGUGAACAUCCAUGACUCUCACUCUUUAGGAUCUCCUGAGAAGUCUUAAGGUGCUCUCGUCGAUCCUUAGUACAACUACCCACUGCUGAAGACGACAAUACUAGGGGGGAAUAUCUCACAAAUGAGAUCAACAUAUACUGAACAUCAUGUGCAAAAAUAAUUAAACUGGGAAAGCUCCUUUGAUGGAUUCCUUCAUUCUUUAAUUAAUAAGUUUAGCUCUUUAAAGUCCUCGUUUUCUUGCAUCGCUUGUCAUUAAAUUUCAGACUAGCGGUAAUAGAAGAGUUCUCUGUAAAUAUUAGGACAUACAGUUUUGCAAAACUAAUUAUCAUCGCACUAUCAGUACCUAAAAAGCCUUUUGUUUGGAACACAUAACUUAUCCUAGCAGCAUACAAAUUAACGAUAUCUAAGUAGUAACCUCUAUCAAAUAGAAAGUGCUUAACUAGGCUGAGGAAUAUGGCUAAUUAUCGGUGUUAUCAAAAACAAUGUAGCGAGUACUAUAAGAUUGAAAUGCAAAUGAUCAUUAUGAUUUAUAAAUGUAUGUAAUAAAUAAUAAAUAAAAUAAAAUGCGAACUCGUUUUAGUCCCUUUUGAACCAUACUAUUACACAUGGUUAUUUCUGUUGAUUCCAAUUAGAAACUUAAAGACUCCAGCUCAGCUACUUUAAACUUUCUACAUGAUUUGAAUUAGCAACCACAAUUCUCCUGGAUUGUUUACUUUUAAUAUUAUCUUAGACAAACACUGAAUUUCUUAGUUAAUAUUCUGUGAGCAUCUCAGAUGGGAAAGUUUCUUUAACAUUUCUAGUCUAUUCAUCAAAUUAAAUCAAAUAAAAAUUGACGAUUCUAAUUCAUUUACAUAAAAAAUUGCAAACAUCAUCCUUUGUUCUUAAUUUUUUCACAGACGAGACAAUUCUGUUUGUUUAGUUGCAACAAUUAAUGUUGACGAUUUUUUCAGACACAUUUAUAUUUGGGGUUCACAUCAGGAAUACAUAUUAAGUUCUCAUUUAAUCCUGCUGACGGACCAGUUGACAUAUUCUGUUUAAAUAAAGUUCAGUAACAAACGUCACCUUCCGACCUUUAUUAAUUUUAAAUGUAGUGGAUGACUUCAAAACUUUGAUUCAUGACUUGUAUAAUGCAGUUAUCUGAUAAGAUACUAUUUCAAAAAUAAACAAUAUGUUUGUACAACAAAAUUAUUAUCAACUAAAUUCUUGCCACUACAUUCAAAAAAAAACAAACAAGAGUUGCCUUCAGUUUAAAACGGUAUGCAAAACAUUCUGCUAAUGGUAUCUGCAUGAUGAAUUGAAAGCUCCAGUCCAAUCACACAAAUUAGAUAAACUAUCAACAACUUCACUGAUUCAUUUCAUUGUCAUUAGUUCAUUUCUAGGCAAUAGGUCUACUUCUCAUCUGAUUUUGCCGCUUUCAUGCAAGGUAACACAUUUGAUAAUCAAUGGUAGCUUAUAAUUACAUUAUGUAAUAUAUAUUUUUAAUAAAAUUUUCACUCAAUCUUA
This is a messenger RNA of Schistosoma spindalis, 4836 nucleotides long. The record is from the annotation of a GenBank genome assembly. Lineage: Eukaryota; Metazoa; Platyhelminthes; Trematoda; Strigeidida; Schistosomatidae.